This is a messenger RNA of Rhizopus microsporus ATCC 52813, 420 nucleotides long. RefSeq lists its product as uncharacterized. The record is from RefSeq and is a predicted model, not a curated record. NCBI's taxonomy places the organism in Eukaryota, Fungi, Mucoromycota, Mucoromycetes, Mucorales, Rhizopodaceae. Bases 1 to 420 code for a protein of 139 amino acids. The transcript has 3 exons.
AUGGACUCAUUCAACCAAUGCAUUGUAAAUAAAAACAUACAUUCACUCAAACGUAAAAUAGAGGAUGAUACAAUAGAAGAGUCUCAUUCUUCAAAACGAUUUCAUUUUCAUAAAAGUACAAACGCAUUAUCAUCCAAUAUAUCCAAUACAACGUCAUCAACAGCAUUUCAAUUAUCCCUUUCGACAACUACAAAUAGAGUAAAUGACAGAGGAGCAGAAAAAGAUCAUGAAGAAGAAGAAGAUAUGAUGAUGAUGGAGUACGAUUCAUUUACGGAUGAGGAUGAAUCAUUAGAAGUACCUGCUGCUCCUCCAUUGAGAAACUAUAUUUCUAUUGUUGAUGAUGAUGCAGGAUAUUUAGGCACAUUAGAGCGUGGUUGGAGUGAUCUAUUCAUGGAUGAAGUUCAUUGGAAUGAAAUAUAA